This is a messenger RNA of Pseudophryne corroboree (corroboree frog), 3525 nucleotides long. Its product is annotated as oocyte zinc finger protein XlCOF6-like. NCBI's taxonomy places the organism in Eukaryota, Metazoa, Chordata, Amphibia, Anura, Myobatrachidae. The record is from RefSeq and is a predicted model, not a curated record. Bases 664 to 2889 code for a protein of 741 amino acids. The transcript has 2 exons.
GAAGAUAUAGAGGGAGAAGAAGAGACGUAUGUGACUGAUAUAAAGGCAGAAGAUAUAGAAGGAGAAAAAGAGACGUAUGUGACUGAUAUAAAGGCAGAAGAUAUAGAGGGAGAAGAAGAGACGUAUGUGACUGAUAUAAAGACAGAAGAUACAGAGGGAGAAGAAGAGACGUAUGUGACUGAUAUAAAGGCAGAAGAUAUAGAGGGAGAAGAAGAGACAUAUGUGACUGAUAUAAAGGCAGAAGAUAUAGAGGGAGAAGAAGAGACGUAUGUGACUGAUAUAAAGGCAGAAGAUAUAGAGGGAGAAGAAGAGACAUAUGUGACUGAUAUAAAGGCAGAAGAUAUAGAGGGAGAAGAAGAGACGUAUGUGACUGAUAUAAAGACAGAAGAUACAGAGGGAGAAGAAGAGACGUAUGUGACUGAUAUAAAGGCAGAAGAUAUAGAGGGAGAAGAAGAGACAUAUGUGACUGAUAUAAAGGCAGAAGAUAUAGAGGGAGAAGAAGAGACGUAUGUGACUAAUAUAAAGACAGAAGAUAUAGAGGGAGAAGAAGAGACGUAUGUGACUGAUAUAAAGGCAGAAGAUAUAGAGGGAGAAGAAGAGACAUAUGUGACUGAUAUAAAGGCAGAAGAUACAGAGGGAGAAGACGAGACGUAUGUGACUGAUAUGAAGGCAGAAGAUAUGGAGGGAGAAGAAGAGACGUAUGUGACUGAUAUGAAGGCAGAAGAUAUAGAGGGAGAAGAAGAGACGUAUGUGAGGGGAGAUCAGCAGUGUAAGGAGAAGGAGAUCCCUACAGAUAUCAGCACAGCAGAUGGGCACACAAGCAGGAAUAUCUCAGAAGGACAUCUAAUAUCAUCCCCGGAUUGUGAAAUAAAAGAUGACAGUAGACAGGAUUCUCCAGGAACUAAUCUCAUUACCCCAAUUGUACAUCCAGCUCUAUCAGCUGAUCCCUCUGAUCCUGGGAAAUGUUCUCCUGAUCACUCUGAUAUUGGUGCAUCUGUUACAGCUCUGACAGUAGAUACAGUGUUUCCCUGUUCUAUAGCUGCACCAUGUUUUACACAGAACACAAAGCGUAUUGCACAUCAGCCAGCUAAGGCAGGUGAGAGGCAAUUUCCAUGUUCUGAGUGUGGGAAAUGUUUUGCACCGAAAUCAUUUCUUGUUAUACAUGAGAGAAGUCACACCGGUGAGAAGCUAUUUUCAUGUUCUGAGUGUGGGAAAUGUUUUACAUCCAAAUCAAAUUAUGUCAUACAUCAGAAAACUCACAUAGGUGACAGUCCAUUUACAUGUUCUGAGUGUGGGAAAUGUUUUACACGGAAAUUACAUCUUGUUCAACAUGAGAGAAGUCACACCGGAGAGAAGCCAUUUUCAUGUUCUGAGUGUGGGAAAUGUUUUACACGGAAAUCACAUCUUGUUCAACAUAAGAGAAGUCACACCGGAGAGAAGCCAUUUUCAUGUUCUGAGUGUGGGAAAUGUUUUACACGGAAAUCACAUCUUGUUCAACAUGAGAGAAGUCACACCGGAGAGAAGCCAUUUUCAUGUUCUGAGUGUGGGAAAUGUUUUACAUCCAAAUCAAAUUAUGUCAUACAUCAGAAAACUCACAUAGGUGACAGUCCAUUUACAUGUUCUGAGUGUGGGAAAUGUUUUACACGGAAAUUACAUCUUGUUCAACAUGAGAGAAGUCACACCGGAGAGAAGCCAUUUUCAUGUUCUGAGUGUGGGAAAUGUUUUACACGGAAAUCACAUCUUGUUCAACAUGAGAGAAGUCACACCGGAGAGAAGCCAUUUUCAUGUUCUGAGUGUGGGAAAUGUUUUGCAGUGAAAUCAACUCUUAUCAGACAUGAGAGAAGUCACACCGGAGAGAAGCCAUUAUCAUGUUCUGAGUGUGGGAAAUGUUUUGCACUGAAAUCAACUCUUAUUAGACAUGAGAGAAGUCACACCGGAGAGAAGCCAUUUACAUGUUGUGAGUGUGGGAAAUGUUUUACACGGAAAUCAUUUCUUGUUAUACAUGAGAGAAGUCACACCGGAGAGAAGCCAUUUUCUUGUUCUGAGUGUGGAAAAGGUUUUUCAUACAAGUCAUUUCUUGUUAUACAUGAGAGAAGUCACACUGAAGUGAAGCCAUUUACAUGUUCUGAAUGUGGGAAAUGUUUUUCACUGAAAUCGAAUCUUGUUCAACAUGAGAGAAGUCACACCGGAGAGAAGCCAUUUUCAUGUUCUGAUUGUGGAAAACGUUUUUCACACAAAUCAUGUCUUGUUCAACAUGCGAGAAAUCACACCGGAGAGGGGCCAUUUUCAUGUUCUGAGUGUGGGAAAUGUUUUGCACAGAAAUCAACUCUUGUCAGACAUGAGAGAAGUCACACCGGAGAGAAGCCAUUUACAUGUUCUGAGUGUGGGAAAUGUUUUUCACUGAAAUCGAAUCUUGUUCAACAUGAGAGAAGUCACACUGGAGAGAAGCCAUUUUCUUGUUCUGAGUGUGGAAAAGGUUUUUCACACAAGUCAUAUCUUGUUAUACAUGAGAGAAGUCACACCGGAGUGAAGCCAUUUACAUGUUCUGAGUGUGGGAAAUGUUUUUUACUGAAAUGGAAUCUUGUUCAACAUGAGAGAAGUCACACUGGAGAGAAGCCAUUUUCAUGUUCUGAGUGUGGAAAAGGUUUUUCACUCAAGUCAUAUCUUGUUACACAUGAGAGAAGUCACACUGGAGAGAAGCCAUUUUCAUGUUCUGAGUGUGGGAAAGGGUUUAUACAGAAAUCACAUCUUGUUAGACAUGAGAGAAAUCACACAGGUAAGAGGCCAUUUUCAUGUUCGGAGUGUGGGAAAGGGUUUAUACGGAAAUCACAUCUUGUUCAACAUGAGAGAACUCACAGAGGUGUGAAGCCAUUUGCAUGCUCUGAGUGAUUAAUAAAUCAGCUCUUGUUGGACACAGUAGACAUCACACAGCUGGGGAACCAUUUUAAUCUGGAGUAUACUCAUCUUCACCAUUUCCCUGCAUUGUUCCUUCAGGUUUUAUCCUAUGUCCUGUGUUUUUUUUUUUUUUACAAUAUACAUGCUGCUACUGGUGAAAUAAUAAGACGUCAUGUCCUCCUUUACCUCUACUAUGCAGAUAACCUGUCUUUGCUCCGGGUACUGAAAACAAUACCAAUACUAAAUGUCUAGCUGAGCUCCAGGUGUCGGUGAUGCCAGUUGGCUGUGACUCGGUCCUAGCGAAACAGGUCCAUAUGCUAAUGCACGCCGACCCGCCUGUCUUCUGAUUACUUCCUCCCACUCCUAUCCAAGAUUUUUCACGUGCUGCUCCCUUUCUCUGGAAUUCCCUACCUCUCCCCCUCAGACUGUUACCAGCAGUACCAAGAAUCUGCCGUAUUUCAUUUGUGGUUGAUCUGUUAGCUAUGCAGCCCUGACCAUGGAACCUGCUGCCUCGCACAGUCCAAGAGACCUCCACCCUGGAGACCACAAACAGACUGAUGACUGUUACUCACAUGUUUCAUUAAUGUUCCUUCACUUCCUAAAUAUACAUCCCACAUGCUGAGGUCUUUA